UCGACUGCCUCUCAUUCGUCUUCGCCCGGUUCAGCUGCCACCAUGGCGGUUCAUGGCUUCGCUUUCAGCAUCAAAUACGCCUUCUCCUGGACGUUGUUGAUGCUGAUUUUCCUAGGAGGGCGUGAAGCCGCGAGGUUAGAACGGUGGGAGUCGGUGAUUCAAUUGCCUACUGGGUUGGAUGAACCGGUGGAUGUUGACGGAGAAGUGGGCACUCGAUGGGCGGUUCUGGUGGCGGGUUCAUCUGGCUAUGGAAAUUACAGGCAUCAAGCGGAUGUGUGUCACGCGUACCAGUUGCUCAGGAAAGGAGGACUGAAAGAAGAAAACAUAGUGGUGUUUAUGUAUGAUGACAUAGCCACGAACGAGUUGAAUCCCAGGCCUGGAGUCAUCAUCAACAAUCCAAACGGACCAGAUGUAUAUGCCGGCGUCCCUAAGGAUUACACAGGAGAGAAUGUGACGGCAGAGAAUCUGUAUGCAGUUAUUCUUGGGGAUAAGAGUAAAGUGAAGGGUGGAAGUGCGAAGGUGAUCAACAGCCAACCCAAUGACAGGAUUUUCAUCUAUUACUCCGACCAUGGAGGCCCUGGUGUUCUGGGGAUGCCAAACUUGCCAUACCUUUAUGCUAAGGAUUUCAUUGAAGUUUUGAAGAAGAAACACGCAUCCGGGGGCUACAAGGAGAUGGUUAUAUACGUAGAAGCUUGUGAAAGUGGGAGCGUAUUUGAGGGUAUAAUGCCCAAAGAUCUGAAUGUGUAUGUAACAACCGCAUCGAAUGCAGAAGAAAGUAGCUUUGGAACAUACUGUCCUGCGAUGGAACCUCCUCCUCCUCCAGAAUACAUCACCUGCCUUGGUGAUUUGUACAGCGUUGCUUGGAUGGAGGACAGUGAGACUCACAAUCUGAAGAGAGAAACGAUAGAGCAACAAUAUGAGACGGUGAAGAGGCGAACUUCCAAUUCAAACACCUUGUCGCUUGGUUCUCACGUGAUGGAGUAUGGGGACACCAGCAUCAAGCCUGAAAAGCUUUAUAUGUAUCAAGGUUUUGAUCCUGCCACCGUCAACUUUCCUCCUCACAAUAGCAGGCUAGGAGCGCAAAUGGAAGUCGUUAACCAGAGAGACGCAGAGAUUUUCUUCAUGUGGCAAAUGUACAAGAGAUCAGAAAAUGAAUCGGAGAACAAGGCAGAAAUUCUGAAGCAGAUCAAAGAGACGGUGAAGCACAGAAAACAUCUAGAUGGUAGCGUGGAAUUGAUUGGAACGUUUCUAUUUGGACCGGCAAAAGGUUCCUCUAUUUUAAACUCAGUCAGACCAUCCGGAUUCCCACUGGUCGAUGAUUGGGAGUGCCUAAAAUCAAUGGUGCGGGUGUUUGAAACUCACUGUGGGUCGCUGACUCAGUAUGGCAUGAAACACAUGCGUUCGUUUGCCAAUAUCUGCAACAAGGGCAUUUCUGAGGCCUCCAUGGAGGAAGCUUGUAUGGCGGCCUGCACUGGCUAUGAUACGGAACUCUGGCAUCCAUCCAACAGGGGUUUCAGUGCUUGAUCUUUUUUGGGUUCUUCUUAAUUGCAGCCCUCAUACUGGUUUUUAGAUUGUCAUCUUUUAUGAUCAUUUGUGUUGAGUAGCUAAAUACCCUUAUAGUCUUAUAGAUACCACUUGUACCCUCAAAUGUUGAAUUUUGGGCUUACACUAUUGUCGUUGACCUUGGGGUGUGUGGUGUGUAGAUGAGCCGCUACGUGGGAGAUAGGGAAUUAGUAGGAAUGUUCAUUUGGAAGAAGCUAUAAUAUGUAUCACGACAAUUGAUUUGGAUAAUACUAUAUGCGACAGAAAGUAAUGUCGGA
Messenger RNA from Neltuma alba, 1820 nucleotides. RefSeq names its product legumain. The transcript is spliced from 9 exons. Gene Ontology annotation, biological process: vacuolar protein processing. The record is from RefSeq and is a predicted model, not a curated record. The coding region runs from base 43 to 1524 and encodes 493 amino acids. Gene Ontology annotation, molecular function: cysteine-type endopeptidase activity. Lineage: Eukaryota; Viridiplantae; Streptophyta; Magnoliopsida; Fabales; Fabaceae.